GUUCUGGUUCAUUAGAAAAUGUGAUGAUGAUUCCUUACUUAAAGACGCCUGCUGCGUCCCAUCAGUCUCGAGCGCUGGUGAGCCAAACACCAAAAGAUUGUACCCAGUCUUCUCGAUAUCAGCGCUCAGACACAGUGCUCAGAUCCUGGGGACUUGAACAAAUCUUUUGAGCAAAAUCUCGUCUUCUUAUACAAGUACUAGUAAAUACCAGGCAACAUGAUCCUCGCAUAUCGUUGGGCGCGCAACAAGCACCAGCAACGCCAACAAGCGCGCGAUGAGGAGCCACUGGGAUCGCCCCCGACCAACACGGUAGAACUCCCUGUGCAAGCACACACGGAAGCAACAGAACAACUUGGAAAAACCAAAAAAUCAUCUCAGAGUCUCGAACCGCCGGCAAAUGCCAUCCAAAACGGCACCCCGGCGGCCGUGCCAAGUGCCAAGGCCGUGGCCAAGUCGGAGAAACCGGAGGCCACCCCGGAGGAGAAGGCGGAACAGCGCCGCAAGAGAGUGUACCGAUGGAAGAUAGUCAUCGGCCUUUUCGCACCUUUCACCCUGCAGAGCCUGGACACAACUAUCAUUGCUUCUGCUCUGCCAUUCAUAGCGUCUGACUUCAACCAGCUCUCCCAGCUCAACUGGAUAAUAUCCGUAUUCAACCUCACCUCAGCCGCCUUCCUGCCCUUUUGGGCCCAGAUAGCCGACAUCUUCGGCCGGCACGCAACGAUCCAAACGACUAUCAUCCUCAUGAUUAUAGGUUCAGCAAUAUGCACAGGGGCGCCAACAGAUGCCUUCGGUGUCCUUCUCCUUGGGCGCGCGAUCCAGGGCGUCGGCGCUGCAGGUGUCAACAUCAGCGUGCGUGUUAUCCUGGCCGACAAGGUCUCGCUAGCCGACUACGCCGUCAACUGGACGCUGUUUGCCCUCUUCUCCGGCCUUGGCUUCAGCAUCGGCCCCGUGAUAGGCGGGUACCUGACGCGCGCGAGCUGGAGAUGGUGCUUCGCCAUCAACCUCCCCGUCGGCGUCCUCGCAAUCGUGCUGGUCGCCGUGGUCCUGCGCCGCGAGCUGCUUGGCCCGCAGCCCAUCGCUGGGCUGGACGGUGAGAGCGGGCGGGACCAUGCGGUGGUGGCCUGGCGGGCAAGACUCGGCGCCAGGCUGAUGACUCUCGAUCACGUCGGCCAGUUGCUCUUUCUCUUCGGCCUCGGCCUGCUCAUCCUGGCGUUCACGUGGGCUGGCGGCACGUACGGUUGGGGGUCGGCGGCCGUCGUUGCGCCACUUGUCAUUGGUGCCGUGCUCAGCGUUGCGUGGGUAUUUUACGAGUACUCUAUGGCUUCGCCGCAUCUCAUGUCCCGGGUGUUCCCCAAGCAGAGGGCCAUGAUGCCCUGGGAGCUGCUUGCCAAGCGGGAUAUCUGCCUAUUGUUCUUCGUGAACUUCGACAUCGGGGUGGCUAUGUUUUCUGUGAUGUACUUUAUGGAUCUGUACUUCUCACUUGUCGAGGGCCACAGUUCCAGUGAGGCUGGGCUCUCCUUGUUGUACUUUCUUCCUGGACUCGGAUCUGGUGCAUACUCCGCGAUGUUUUGUGUGAAUAUCUGGCCCCGUCAAACUCUUCACCCACUGCUUCUGGGUACCAUCUCAUCCUCUGUGGGCAUCACAGUCCUGGCUUGGGCUAUAUCUGCCGGGCAGACCAACACCAUCUAUGGCAUGAUGGCACUCACCGGUUAUGGCGUUGGUGUCCGUCUCAGUCCAGCAUCGAUGCAUGGGCUAGCCUACUUUCCAGCGAGUACAGCAGCCAUCACCUCCUUGUUUUCUUUUGCUGUGCCGUUUGGCGGAAUGAUUGCCUUGACGACUAUGAGCACCGUAUUCAACAAUAGGAACGAGGUGAACCCGAAAGACGGCGUGACAUGGGCGUAUGUUUCCGUCAUUCCGUUUGUGUGGCUCUGCACAAUUUUGACAACUUUUCUUGGCAACGUCUGGGUUAGGAAAGAAGGGGACCACGAAGUAGUCAAUGGAGCUUACUUCUGGAGCCUUUUCACUCGUAAAUCGCUACACAAGGAGAGGAGGUCUCGUGAAGGGGCUGGCUGGGCUGGUAGGGCUGUCUCUAACACCAAUACUCAAGCGGUUGUAAGUGGUGACGAACACAGAGAUACACAGACGGUGUAGAUUAUGGUCAUGUUACCCGGAUUCUUUAAAGACGCUUCAUGGGUUUAGCGGCUGUAGAUACAAUUAAUCUCAAGGUACCAGUUCAAGGA
Messenger RNA from Diaporthe batatas, 2240 nucleotides. RefSeq lists its product as uncharacterized. Gene Ontology annotation, cellular component: fungal-type vacuole membrane. Gene Ontology annotation, molecular function: basic amino acid transmembrane transporter activity. NCBI's taxonomy places the organism in Eukaryota, Fungi, Ascomycota, Sordariomycetes, Diaporthales, Diaporthaceae. The transcript is spliced from 3 exons. The record is from RefSeq and is a predicted model, not a curated record. Gene Ontology annotation, biological process: transmembrane transport; basic amino acid transport. Bases 217 to 2151 code for a protein of 644 amino acids.